ACAUCGACAUCGUCAUUAUCUUUGUAAAGGAGAAAUGGCGGCGCCCACUGAAAACGACGGCAUGGGGUCUGCGACACUGGAUCCCGACCAAGCGCGUGUAGCCAAGUGCCUCGGAGAAUUUGAAUCAUGCACGAAGAAACCAGAAACAUUUCUCGAAGUCCAGCCGGAUAUAGCGGAAACAAUGAAGAGGCUGACAAAGGAGCUAUACGACGUCGUGGACAAGUGGGAAAGCAAGAAAGUUUCGGCGUCGAAAACGGAACUGCCGUCACUGGUUGUUGACAACUUCGACGACGAACAGAUCUGGCAGCAGUUGGAACUGCGAAACACUCGCCUGGUGAGAGAGUUGAUUUCGUCGGUGUCUCGAGUGGCAACGAAGUCUAGCAUUAACUUCGGUGUAGACUUGGGAAUGCAAGAAAACCCACAGGGGUCCAAGACGAACGACCCAGAUGAACGCGAUAAGUGCAAUCUCUCGGACGCCGCUGCGGAAGAGGAAGGUGAUGAAGAUGAUGAUUUCGACUUGUCGGAUGAGUCUGAAGGCGAUGAAGAGUCCGACGAGGAAGUUGAUCAUGACGGAGAUGGCAGUGCGGCCAUUCAAGCACGAGAUACACAACCGUCGUCUAUUGUAGAUGACGCGUUCUUCCGACUCGCCGACAUGGAAGCAUUUGUAGAUAGAGAAGAAAAGGCCGAUGCCCGCAGAGGCGAUUCAGAUGAGGACGAUGACAUUGACUAUUUUGGCGAGCUCUCGUCAGACGAAGACGACCCAGACGAAAAGGGUGGCCGCAAUGCUAAGUACAAUGACUUUUUCGAUCCACCGGCCUCCGUGCCUGACAGCAAAAGGGCUGUGAAGAAUGACAAGGCUACCACUCGGACAAAUGGACAGGAAGACAUUCACCGAAACAGCACAGCAAAAGAAGAUGUCCAAAAGUCAUCUUUCGAGCAAAGCCAAGAAUUUAUAAAGAAAAAGAUCAAACAGUUUGAGGAACGAAACCUGGAGCCGCGUCCAUGGAGACUCCAGGGAGAGGUGGAAGCUACUAAUAGACCUGAGAACAGCUUACUGCAGGAGCACAUCCAGUUUGACCACGCCACUAGGCAGCCCGUUGCCAUCACCGAUGAGACCACAAAGUGCCUAGAAGAUGUGAUACUUCAGAGGAUACGUGACAAAGCCUGGGAUGAUGUUGAGCGAAAGACGAGACCAACGGAGGAACCAUUUGAGCUGCGCCGACGGGUCGCACUGGACCAGGAGAAAAGCAAGCUCAGCUUAGCAGAGGUUUAUGAGCAACAGUUCCUUGAGAAACAAAAAACUGUGGAUGACGAUGCACCUCCCAAGGAGAAUCCUGCUCAUGUUGAGAUUCGAACAGCCAUGCGAGACUUGUUCACAAAAUUGGAUGCAUUGUCCAACUUCCACAUGAUGCCAAAGCCUGUUUCGGCUGAGGUGAAGGUGGUGAGCAACCUUCCAUCUUUGAGUGUUGAAGAGGUGACCCCAGUAGGUGUGAGCGAUGCUUCACUCCUGGCACCUCAGGAGGUCAAGACCAAGCCAAAGGGAGAGAUGGUUGCCAAGGGGGAGAGGACUCACACUCAGAAGCUGAGAGAACGAAGACUCAAGAAGGCUCUUCAGAAACGCCGAGCCGCCAAGGCAGCUAACAAGGCUGGCAAAGUCACUGAAGACAAGAAGAAAGUGAUCAAGGCAACAAACACAGAACUUGCCAAGCCUGUCAAAGGCACGAAAUCAGCAAAGGGCGCUAAAGCUGCCAAGGGAAAAAGUGACAAGUGGGCAGAGAAAAGUCUUUCCUCAUCCAAAAAGUUCUUCGAACGGCUUCAGGAUCAGGUUACCUCUGCAGUUGCACCAGCGAAGAAAAAAACAAGAAAGAAAGAUGCUGUUGUUGCUGCUAACUUUAAGUUGUAAAUAUAUGUUUAUAAU
Molecule: messenger RNA, 1918 nt
Organism: Dermacentor silvarum
Lineage: Eukaryota; Metazoa; Arthropoda; Arachnida; Ixodida; Ixodidae
Product: U3 small nucleolar ribonucleoprotein protein MPP10-like
Exons: 10
Coding region: 35-1903 (622 amino acids)
Biological process (GO): rRNA processing
Cellular component (GO): nucleus; sno(s)RNA-containing ribonucleoprotein complex; Mpp10 complex
Source: RefSeq, a predicted model, not a curated record